Molecule: messenger RNA, 1010 nt
Organism: Manduca sexta (tobacco hornworm)
Lineage: Eukaryota; Metazoa; Arthropoda; Insecta; Lepidoptera; Sphingidae
Product: NADPH oxidase 5-like
Exons: 3
Coding region: 1-429 (142 amino acids)
Biological process (GO): defense response; superoxide anion generation
Cellular component (GO): NADPH oxidase complex; plasma membrane
Molecular function (GO): superoxide-generating NAD(P)H oxidase activity
Source: RefSeq, a predicted model, not a curated record
AUGUUUGACGGCGAGGCGAAAGGUGAUACGGUGGACUUCUUCUGGAUAAACCGUGAGCAGCGGUCGUUCGAGUGGUUCGUGUCCCUCCUCUCCCAGCUGGAGAUGGAGCAGGCGGAGCUGGACGGGCAGGACCGUUUCUUGGACAUGCACAUGUACAUCACCAGUGCGUUGCAGAAGUCCGAUAUGAAGGCGGUCGGGUUGCAGCUCGCCUUGGAUCUGUUGCAUGAAAAGGAAAAACGCGACCUCAUAACAGGUUUGAAGACGCGCACGAACGCCGGCCGACCAAACUGGGACAAAGUGUUCAAGCAACUCCAAGAACAGAACAAGGGGAAGGUCACGGUAUUCUACUGUGGACCUCCACAACUAGCAAGGAUUCUGCGAGUUAAGUGCGAUCAGUUCGGAUUUAAUUUUAGGAAGGAAGUGUUCUAGAUCAUUCUAUUGUCUACUGCUGGGCUUGAGCAUUCAUGUCUAAAGCUGCUGGGUUUAUUUGCUGUGUGGCUUUAAUUGUAAGAUUUACAUCUAAAAUUAAAUUGAUAUAGGUUUUAUUAAAUUUAAUUCGCAAAUGAAUAAUAUUGAUAUGUUUGAAAAUGGGCUUUAUUACAUUAACUGGACUAUUAAUUACUAUAAAUAUGACUAAAAUAAAUGCUAUUCAAUUCCGAAACGUACGCUUUAGUCAGUGAUAUAGUCCUUAAUUUAUUUUUUGAACGAGAUUUCUAUAUACUUCUUCACAAGAGCACCAGCAGUGAGACAAUAUUGUACAUAAACAUGGGUUCGUAGACUUCUCAGGCCACAAAGAUAGUCGUCCUAGAUGUAUUUUUGCCUUAAAUAAGAACUGCUAAAUAUACCGUUGCCAUGAAUGAAUCUUGUUGCUCACAAUUUUUUAUUUUUAAUAAUUAGCCUAAAAGGCAAAGGAAAGUUGAAGUACAACUAUGAAGUUUGAAAAAAUAUUUUUAAUAAAUACUUUAAGAUGGAUGGCCAGAAAAAAAUGUGUACAUUUUUAUAGUUUGUAA